AUGUGCUCCGACAUCCAUCUCGACCGGGUCGCUGGGCUGAAGCAGGCCGUCCUUCUGCUAUCCACCACCGUGAAGGGGCUGCAGCAUGUCGCUGUGGUCGACGCCGCCCGACCAGCGUCCGAGAGUACCGCCGCCACGACCGCCAGCGACGAUGCUGCUGCGCUUGCACAAGCCCUGCGCGACACCACCGAGGGGUUGGAAGGCACGGUGGCCACCCUCGAGACCGCGGCCGCUGCUGCCGCCGAAAGUUGUCGCACGAUGGAGAGCGACCUUCGUGCCGAGCUCGUCGCCGCUCACGGCACCAACGACGCUCUGCAGGCCACCGUGGACGAGCAGCAGCGGGCUCCCGCGGUCGCGGCGGAACGCUCCGGGCUGGCUGUCCGUCGGCUUGAGGACCAGCUGCAGAGUUCUCGACGCGACGCUUCCCAGGGGCGAGCUUCCACGCUCGCCGUUCGCCAACAGCUAGCGUCGUGCGAGGACGACGUGGCUGAGGUGGACGAGGCGUCGGUCGCACUCUCCCUCGUGGCCGCGGAGAGCACGAUCCUCCUCGGAGGGGGUCUCCAGCCGGCCACCUCCAGGCCUGCGGAGGUCACCACACGGGAAGGGUCCGACCUGUCGGCAGCUAACGAGGCGCGCCAACGGACAUGGGAGCAAGGGGAGGCAGCAGCGCAGAGCCAGGAGGAACUAGCCAGAGUGCAACAGCAGCUCGCCGCUAGCAACCACGACAAUGCCGUGUUGACGGAACGAGCUGCGGCCGCAGAGCGCACUGUUGCCGAAGUACGCCGGGAGCAAGGGGAGGCAGCAGCGCAGAGCCAGGAGGAACUAGCCAGAGUGCAACAGCAGCUCGCCGCUAGCAACCACGACAAUGCCGUGUUGACGGAACGAGCUGCGGCCGCAGAGCGCACUGUUGCCGAAGUACGCCGGAAGCAAGGGGAGGCGGUCGUACAGAUGAAGGAGGAGCUGGCUGGAAUGCAACAGCAGCUCGCCGCCAUUGCCGUGUUGACGGAAAGAGCUGCGAUCACAGAGCGCACUGUCGAAGAAGUACGCCGGGAGCAAGGGGAGGCAGCAGCGCAGAGCCAGGAGGAACUGGCCAGAGUGCAACAGCAGCUCGCCACCAGCAGCCACGACAAUGCCGUGUUGACGGAACGAGCUGCGGCCGCAGAGCGCGCUGUUGCAGAAAUCCGCGGGUGCGUGGUAGGGCAGUGCCCCGAUCAUUCGCUGUUGAGAUUCUUUGUGCCACGCGUGGACGUAAUCCUGUUGGUGUUCGUCCCGUCCAUGCACUCUCAAGGGCAGAAGGAAGCGCCGACAUUCAAUGCGGAUGUAUGCGAGGCUUCUGCGACUCCGAGGAACGUCCAGCAAUACCGACUGACCGGCUACAAGGAGAUGGCCAUCCACACCAAACCCGUCGUUGAGGACGUCAAGGCGUGGAGGGACAAGUCGGUGAUGAUCACCGUAGACGACUGCGGGAACUGCUUUCAGAGCAGCUGGUUUCUGGUAACUAUCCUGUGGGCAGUUCAGAGCCCGCGACGACUCUGGGAACUGAUCAUCAAGCUCCUUCGCGGGUACGAGGAGGGUGGGGCAUUGGUCCACGUUCCGCCGGACUGCCAGCCGUACGUCGAGGCCGUGUUCCACUUCCUCAUGACUACGCAAAAGGGCUGGGGGAACUACACCAGCAUCUCCGAGAACGAUGACGGUCGCGACGACUUCGGCAUCAAGCAGGCUGUGAGCAUCGUCCAGAUGCUGAAGGACAUGCCCGGUUCGGUGACGGGGAGGGCAGAGGGAGGAAGCAACGAGGACUCCUUGGGGCUUCAGCUAAAGCGGGGGAUGGCCAUCGUGGCUCGCGCGUUCGACGUGUGGUGGGCCACCCGCAACGACUUCCCGGACAUGGACAUCGUGACCACCCUUCACACGUCCAUGGAGUUCGAUGUUGGACUUCAGCUUACCCUGAUGGAUAGCGCCCGAGAAGCCGUGGUAGACCCCCACCACUCCCCCUCCACGCUGCCGCCCUACGUGCCGCAAGACAUCAUGCGCCCCGCCUGUAGCCUGGGCUACAUUGUCGGGAUGGCGAUGGACGACAUGGCCAACGACGGCAACGCAAAUAGGACGGAUCUGACAGCGGCCUUCGCUCGAAUUGCGGCGGAAGCCGCGGAGGCCCAGGGCCGCCCGAACCACAUCGACAUCGCCGACAUGUUGGUGUGGAAGGCCUCUUGCCCGCACUACAACGUGCAGGUUAAGUCCGGGGCCCUGGCCAACGCCCUCGCCUCCGAGUUCGGCUUGGACCUGAGCAAAGGCGACGCUGUCGCCUCUACCGAGCUUCGGGAGGGCUCUCGCUGGCAGCGAGAGAAUGGCGAUGGGCAUCGGUGAUGUAUUCGACGCCGACGAGCUAGUGCUGCUCACGGCGCAGGCACGGGAGGCGCCUAUCUCUCGUGUCAUGUCACAAAUACUCCACGUGGGAGAGUCGUGACAAGCCGACAGCUCACAUCACUGGAACCAGUGAUAAUGUUGUGUUCUACAAACACAGAGCAGAAUCGUAACACGAACUGACACGUACCCAACAGUGAUCGGACAAAUGGUAGACUAUGAGCUUAAGGGUUCUUCUCCAUGUCUGCCGGAAGACAAGGCACCGAAGAUUUGAUUGUAUCGAACAAUUCACGCGUCCCGGGCCGAAAUAUUGAAGUCCGACAUCACAAGACACAACCAACCACGGGGAUGCAAUCCAUGGCUUCCUUCGCCGAGUAUCAAGGAUAAUAGUCUAUUGCAAAGAAGAGAUUCUUACGUUUUCUUACCCGGUACGGGGUAGGUGCUGUACGCCACGCCCCGUGACAUAGCAUACUCCCUCUAGUGAACGGUACCCGGCGAACCCUAACCAAACAAAACUAAAUACAUACAUCGAUGGAGCCCGACAUGGUCAUUGACCUGCACCCCGCUGUAGGACAUGGGUUCAGUGCAGAGGUUUAAUGGGCUUCCGGACAAGGGCCUACGUGAAAAACAAUUCCUGACAAAUCGGCCACCCC
Molecule: messenger RNA, 3014 nt
Organism: Ectocarpus sp. CCAP 1310/34
Lineage: Eukaryota; Phaeophyceae; Ectocarpales; Ectocarpaceae
Source: the annotation of a GenBank genome assembly